Aspergillus heteromorphus CBS 117.55 is the source of this 1920-nucleotide messenger RNA. RefSeq lists its product as uncharacterized. NCBI's taxonomy places the organism in Eukaryota, Fungi, Ascomycota, Eurotiomycetes, Eurotiales, Aspergillaceae. Gene Ontology annotation, molecular function: metal ion binding. The transcript is spliced from 4 exons. The coding region runs from base 79 to 1509 and encodes 476 amino acids. The record is from RefSeq and is a predicted model, not a curated record.
AUCCUCAAGACGGCAGUCGAUCGCGCCAUAUACGCGGUCACGUUUGCGACCUUUCAUCCGAUCCGGCCAUUCUACGCAAUGUCCAGAUCUACUCCCGCUGGGGCUGCCUUGAGCAACGGCUCCGAUAAGACAAACGCGCCAAAACUGAACACUGGCGACAACUCAUCCGGACUCUUCCAAACGUUGCAGGGCCAUGUCGACGAUAUUCGUUCUCUCAUACAAUGUGGCGUCUGUAUCCGACCUCUCUACGAACCGUACACCCUUGCCUGCGGGCAUACCUUUUGUUACAGCUGCCUCACCUCGUGGUUCGUCGGUGGGAGGCAAAACAAGACCUGUCCAGACUGCCGGGCCCCGGUGAAAGCGCAGCCCGCGCCCGCUUAUCUGGUCCGCACCAUUGUCCAAAUGUUUACGAGCCGUCCCGAGCUGCUUGAUAAGGGCGAGACUACAGACGAACACCGACGACACCAAUGCGAUGAAGCGGAGCGGUUGGAGAAGGACAAGCAGAGUACACACCCGAGGGAGGGAGGUCUAUUUCGGGGCACGUUUAAUAAGUCGAGACUUCCACCUGCGCAACCUAUCGUGGACCUUGAGGACAACGUUGUCCGUUGCCCGCGAUGUUCGUGGGAGCUUGAGGAGGAUGCAAACUGUGCGCAAUGUGGAUACAGACAGGACGAUGAUUCCGCUGUGACGGACGGCUCUGAUUGGAGUGAUUCAGAGGAGAAUUCUGAAAUGACGGACUACGUGGAUGCGGAUGAGCUUGAAGAUGGAUUCGGGGACGCUGACGAUUAUGGCUGGGAUGAGUAUCGUGAUGGCCCUCGCCUUGACCUGCGAACUGCCGAACUCGACCAACUUUACCGUCAAUGGUACGGCCUUGCGCCGGGCGAUCUCCCCCCGCCGCGCGUACAGGGACCCCCUCGCCGGCAGGACUACUAUCACUGGCCCUCCGGCGUCUCUUCAGCUCAUGAAGAAGAUAGCGAAAUGGAUGAUGAGGAUGAUGAGGAUAUGGAUUCAUUUAUUGAUGACGAUGUGGAGCGCGACGACUACUCCGAGUCAGACAGUUCUACGGUAAUCGGGCCUCAUGAAUUCUCUAUCACUCACACGACAAUUUUCGGAAGCGAGUCAUUUGACGAGAUGACCGACGACAGCGAAAUUCAUGAUGAUGAGAGCCAUGAUGAUGAUGAGGAUGACGACGACGACGACGAGGAUGAUGAACCGGUCCGGCCGCCUGUAAAUGCCAUGCGACGCCAUCGACCUCCUGUAUAUCGUGUGCCUUCAAGCUCCUCAGAUCGCGAGAAUGAGCCGUCUACUAGGUCUUUGAGUAGGUCUGCGAGACCCUCCGGUUCUAAUACUCAAGCUCCCUCUCGUGGAGACUACAGAAGUGCCCAGCAGCCGUCUGUCGGAUCAUCCUCUGCGAAUGCAAUCAGUGUGGACGACGAGUCGGAGGAGGAACCUGUACGACCGACGAGGAGGGCAAGGGGCAGGGGCCAUUGCCGAUACUCAGCCCGCUAAAUCAACUUUCAUCUACGACUUUAAUGACGACUGAUAGCAACGAGUCCUUAGUUGUUAUCCUUUCUCUUUGGUGCUUCGGUGCCACACUUGAAAAGUGGACUUUGCCCUUUACAACUGGGGUGUCAUCUUCAUUUCGGCAAUCUGCGCUGGUGCUUUUGUCGGAUCGUCAUGGAAAAGAAUUAAGGGAUCAAUCAUAUUUUAUCUUGCGGGUGUUAGGAAUCCUUUGUAUCAUUCAACGGCGAGAUUCUAGCUUUUCCUACAAGCCAUCUCAAAAUACCCCCCCUUGUUUUGUUUGUUCUGUUGAUAUCUACUUAUACUGCAUAUUCUACCUGCGCCUUGGGUAGAGGUGGGUUUAUAGCGAAGUUCGGUUCCGUUUGAGUGCUAUCGGCAUGUAUUAUCAGGCAUCUCAGG